AGUCGUAUUUUGUCAACAACUUCAUGUUUUUCUGAUAAAUGUACCGUGAAGAUUGUUUGGUUACCGAUUUUUGACGUCAUUUGUUCUUAAAAGUUAGAGCUUUUAAAGCUAAAAAUAAAACCCACAAGUUGCUAUGUGUAACAAAGAAACAACGAUGAAUUUGAUUCUCGAGUCUGUCUUUUUUAGUCAACAUUGCUUCUGUAAUCUUCUUCUUCCAAUACCCAAAUUAUAAUUUCUUUUCUUUUUUUUUUUUACCCUUUUUUAUAAUUGUCAGUGGCACUGCCAUGGGUUUUUGGGUCCUACUGGGAGAUGUAACCAUAAAUCGUAUAACAAAUCGGGAGAAACAGAGUUGAAACACUCGCUCUCAUAAGCUUUAACCAUUUCUCGAUUCCUCACUCUCCCUCUUUUAUGCUUCUGAAAAUGUGGUAAAACGGUCGCCGUUUCUAAGCGCCACCGGCUUUUUUGCUGCCUCCGGCGGCGGGAACUUUUAAAGGCUCUUUGUCUCGAUCAUGGCCGCCACCGCACUGAGUAGAGCUUUGUUUCUAAUGGGCUUUCUUCUAUUUCUUCAACUUCAGCUUCCUGAAACAAUGGCGGACUGUCCCUUGGACUUGAGUGGAUCAAACUUUACUUUAGUUGCCUCUAUUUGCUCUAACCCCAAUGAAAGAGGGAAGUGCUGCCGCCAUAUCAAUGCAUUUGUUGCAGUUUCUGUUGCUCAUCUUGCAAAUGCAACAGGUGAAUUGGGAGUUUCUUCAGACUUAUCUGACAUUUGCUUGCAAUUUAUACUUCAAACCAUGGGACUGUAUGGAGUUCCUAGAAAUGCCAUGGUUUUCUGUGGGGUUGGAACCAAAAUUCCAGUGAACUAUGCGUGUAGAGGUCGAGAGACCGUCACACAGAUGCUGGAAUCUCCAAAAUUUACAAAUGUCAGUGAAAAUUGCAAGUUGCCAAUAUCAGAGGAGAGUACUUGUAGGAAGUGUAUUAAUUCUGGAAUUUUAUAUCUCCGAAAUCUGAUUGGAAGAGAAGAUAAUAUAACGCUAAAUACUUGUCGUGACGCUACGUUUGUUGCACUUGCUAGCCAACUUGAUCCUGCUUCAGUUAUUGAUCUUGCAACCUGCUUCUUUGGAGUUCAAGGCUUUCACAAGCCUCCAGCUCCACCCCCAUCUUUGACUACACCAAAAAUUUCCCCAAGUCCAUCAGCUGCUGAAAGCCCAGGGUCACUGACGCUUGAUGUUGCCGGUGAUAAAAGUCACCAACAUCAUUCCUACCAUCUAACAUUAGUGGCAGGUAUUGGCAUCGCGGUGACUGUCGGUUCUGUAAUGAUGCUGGUUGUCUUGAUUGUGUUGAUUCGAAGGAAAAGCCGAGAGCUAAAGGAUUCUGAUAAGAUGGAUGCCAACUCUUCAAAAUCUUUCCCCUCUCGUCCCAUCAAAAAGUAUCAGGAAGGACCUUCCAUGUUUAAAAAGUUCAGCUAUAAGGAGAUCAAGAAGGCAACAGAUAGUUUUAGUACAACAAUUGGUCAAGGAGGAUAUGGAACUGUUUAUAAAGCUCAAUUCACUGAUGACGUAGUAGUAGCUGUGAAGAGGAUGAACAAAGUCUCCGAGCAGGGUGAAGAUGAAUUUGGCAGAGAAAUCGAGCUGCUUGCAAGAUUACAUCACCGACAUCUCGUUGCCUUAAGAGGCUUUUGUGUUGAAAAGCAUGAACGGUUCCUUUUGUACGAGUUUAUGGCUAAUGGAAGCUUGAAGGACCAUCUUCAUGCUCCUGGCAGGACCCCUCUAAGUUGGCGGACAAGAAUCCAAAUUGCCAUCGAUGUUGCCAAUGCUCUGGAGUAUCUUCACUAUUAUUGUGAUCCCCCACUGUGCCACAGAGACAUCAAGUCCAGCAACAUUUUACUGGAUGAGAACUUUGUAGCUAAGGUUGCCGAUUUUGGCCUUGCACAUGCUUCAAAGGGCGGUUCUGUUUUCUUUGAACCUGUAAAUACAGAUAUCCGAGGAACGCCAGGUUAUAUGGAUCCUGAGUAUGUCAUCACGCAAGAACUUACUGAGAAAAGUGAUAUAUACAGCUACGGCGUACUACUUCUGGAAAUAGUUACUGGCAGACGCGCUAUACAAGACGGGAAGAAUCUGGUUGAAUGGUCCCUAGGGUACAUGAUUUCAGAUUCAAGGAUAUCUGAAUUAGUAGAUCCAAGUAUCAAGGGUUGUUUUAACUUGGACCAACUUCACACGAUCGUGUCAAUUGUGAGAUGGUGCACCGAGGGAGAAGGCAGGGCAAGGCCUUCAAUUAAGCAGGUGCUUCGACUGUUGUACGAGAGUUCAGAUCCAAUGCAUCAAGGGCUCAUGGAGGCUGUGGAUGAUGAAGAAUAUGGAGGGACUGAAGGGAGACAGAGCAUGAGCAAGAGAAAAAUGCAUAAAAGUGAUGUGAUUUUCCAUAGUGGAGAUGGAAGGUAUCUUGCUUCUUCAUCAAGCACAUCUAGGUCAUAUUGUAGUAGAAGCUUUUUACUUGAAACUGGUUCACCACAGUCUCCUCCCAAUAUUUAUUCUGCCUCAGACCAAUUAUUUUAGACUUGACAACUGUAUGAGCCAUGUUUGACAGAAGUUUGACAGUGGAAAAGUAUUGGUUUUGUAAGCAUCAUUGUUUUCAUUCUUUCCAUGGCUACACCUAGAAGAAGAAAAAAACAGUUAAGGACUUUGAAACUAA
Molecule: messenger RNA, 2688 nt
Organism: Cucumis sativus (cucumber)
Lineage: Eukaryota; Viridiplantae; Streptophyta; Magnoliopsida; Cucurbitales; Cucurbitaceae
Product: probable receptor-like protein kinase At1g49730
Exons: 9
Coding region: 510-2552 (680 amino acids)
Biological process (GO): protein phosphorylation
Molecular function (GO): protein kinase activity; ATP binding
Source: RefSeq, a predicted model, not a curated record